Molecule: messenger RNA, 1145 nt
Organism: Arachis stenosperma
Lineage: Eukaryota; Viridiplantae; Streptophyta; Magnoliopsida; Fabales; Fabaceae
Product: G-type lectin S-receptor-like serine/threonine-protein kinase SD1-1
Exons: 4
Coding region: 500-964 (154 amino acids)
Biological process (GO): protein phosphorylation
Molecular function (GO): protein kinase activity; ATP binding
Source: RefSeq, a predicted model, not a curated record
CCAAAACUCACGUAUUAGUUGUCGGUUAGAAUUGAAGGCCAGCCAUAGAUAGAUAGAAUACAGAAGUUAUGAUCUAUGUUCAAUUUGGAAUUUUUCUUUUGAUAUUUUGGCCCUCUAUGUGACAGUUACACUCUUAAUGGAAAUAAUUCUUCUUCUUCUUCUUGUUCCGUAUACCUACAUGUCUGUGGCAGCAGCUUCUGAUUCUUCUUCUUCUGAGUUAAAUAACAAUGAUAGCAGCAUAUGAGUGUGCGGACCAAAUGGGAACUGCGACCUUGAUGAGGCACAAACUUGUGUGUGCUUGGAUGGUUUCACUUUCACACCAAAGUCCCCAACUGAUUUUGCUUACUUGAACUUUAGACAGGGAUGUGUGAGAAACAAAGCUUUGAAUUGUAGCACUGAUGUGUUUGUUAGGCAUUCUUCGUUUAAAGAACCAAGUGGUGGUUCUUCUCUGUCCAACCAACAUGGUUGCUUCGGAAAAUGCAAGAGCGAUUGUUCUUGUAUGGCGUAUAAAGUAAUUGUCGGUGGAUGUAAAUUGUGGAACGGUGAUUUGUUUGAUGUUAGGUUGCUCAAACAGGGCGGACAAGAUCUUUAUAUUCGAAUGCCAGCUUCAGAGGAACAAGGGGAAUCAGAGGCAGGUGGGAAAAAACAGGGGCGAAAUGAGGGAAUGGUGGUAGGAAUAGUUGUGGGGAGCAGUGUUGUGAUUUCCAUGAUAAUCAUCGCUUCAUGGUACAUGUUCAGGGAAAGACUGCUUCAAAAGAUACUACAAAAGGAAGACAUGGGCCUUCCUUUGUUUGAUCUGUCAAGAAUAAUUGUGGCCACUGAUAAUUUCUCCCCCAUCAAUAAGCUUGGAGAAGGUGGUUUUGGAUCUGUUUACAAGGGUAUAUUAAAUGAUGGACAACAAAUUGCUGUAAAGAGGCUUUCAAAUAGUUCUGGACAAGGUCUAAAUGAAUUCAAACCGAAGUAAAGCUAAUAUCUAAACUUCAACACCGUAAUCUUGUAAAGCUUUUUGGAUGUUGCAUCCAAGAGGAGGAGAAAUUGCUGAUAUAUGAAUACAUGCCUAAUAAAAGCUUGGACUAUUUUAUUUUUGGUUAGUAUGUAUAUGAUGACAUUUUUGUUAGUCUAAAUGUUUUACUACUAUAUUUUAA